AGGACCGAAAUUCAGGGACGCUGAGAGCCUGGAUUAUGGAUUGGAAGUGUACGCGUGUUUCUGGUUGAUUGGAGGCGAGACGGGCCGUCGACCAAGGCUGUCGCGAAAUAGGAGUUGAUUAGCACAACACAAUCACGCAGGACACAGCCUGGAGCGUUUUUCUACAUCCACAUUUCUAAGGAUGAGGUGCGAAUAAUAAGGCCUUCACUCCUUGAAGAAAAAGAGGGCUGUUCCAUGAGGUGCGUGUCUAUCGACGAUAUCGUGUUGUGCGCAUCAACCGCUGCCCUCCUUGAGGAGAGUAUGAGCAAGCGCAGUGUCCGCUAUCUUAACUGGGCGACUCUAAAGCCUCCUUUUUUUUUUUUGCGAAGGCCACCGAUAAAUACAAGAGCCCAGCCGCUCCCGCUUCGUCACAUUGCACGCUCCUCGACCAUUCGAUUGUCAAGUUUUCAUUUGGAAAUUCGCAAUAUUUUAGUUGCUGUGGAAGGAAACUGAUUUCACCGGACAUUUUGAGAAAGACGGAAAAAAGGACUACAACAUUGCAAUCUUCUGGCGUCUUCCAUUUUCGUGAACUACGAGAUCAUCUAGAAAAAUGGUUUCCAAAGUGUUGGUCAUCCUCUUGGCAGUUGCCGUCUUGAGCCAGGCCGUCCUCAGCCUCGAUCCGCAUUACUUUGACGAAGUGGCAGACGAUCAGAUGGCUAACGAACAACAAACUGCUGGACUGAACUAUUUUACUGACAACGCUGAAAAUCUAAUGGAAAACGCCCAAAAACGUUCGCCUUUGAUUUAUGUUUCCAGACGAUCUUGCAUCCGCCGCGGAGGAAGCUGCGACCACCGGAGGAACGAUUGCUGCUUCAGCAGCUCCUGUCGCUGCAACCUGUGGGGCUCCAACUGCCGAUGCCAUCGGGCCGGACUCUUCCAGAAAUGGGGCUAAGAAAACCGACCCACUCAAAAAGAAAACAAACAAAGGAAUUGAUUCGGAAAAAAUUCAUUUCUCAAUACCUUCCCCAAAAGAAUAUCCCAAACACGACGGAGCAGAUCUCAGCCCUCACUAAAGAAACAUCACCAGCCAUCAGGACAAAGCAUCAAAUAAUUUCAAUUACCAAUACGUUUUUAGGAAAAAAAAGAUUAUUUAUUAAAACCAACUUCCUAUUUUAUUUUUUUUGUCGACAUAAGCAAUUUUAUUAAUUCAUUGGUUUUCAGGCUCCAUUUCAUCUUUUUCGAAGGAAAUACUAGCCGUUCUUGUCGAAAAGGGAAAUCGCUUUCCAGACCCUCCACAUCCAAAAUUUAAAGAAUUUAUUACGUAAGUCAAGAAGAGAAAAUCAACGGUCAUGUUUUCAAAACAAAAAAACAAAAAAAAACCUGAAUUGAAAAAUGAGUUUAUAUGAAUUUUUCAUUUUCUCAAUAUUCUUCCACGACACAUGAUAUUUUAUUUCUAUAUAUUAAUAUAAAUUGUUUUAAAAUAUGAUUUUAAUAUCAGAUUGGCUCUUUAUAUCUGUUUCUGCCCCUCAAAUCAAGACAAAAUGGGGCAUCUCUGUCUAUUUCCAUACUCCUGUGUAAUUCCCAGCUAUUUUUUGUUUCAUUGUUCAAUGUUCAAGUCACUGUUGUAUUAUUAAUAUAACACAUAAUUAAUUGUA
Messenger RNA from Daphnia carinata, 1634 nucleotides. Its product is annotated as U8-agatoxin-Ao1a-like. Lineage: Eukaryota; Metazoa; Arthropoda; Branchiopoda; Diplostraca; Daphniidae. Gene Ontology annotation, cellular component: extracellular region. The record is from RefSeq and is a predicted model, not a curated record. Gene Ontology annotation, molecular function: ion channel inhibitor activity. The transcript is spliced from 7 exons. The coding region runs from base 590 to 931 and encodes 113 amino acids.